Messenger RNA from Penicilliopsis zonata CBS 506.65, 1939 nucleotides. RefSeq lists its product as hypothetical. Lineage: Eukaryota; Fungi; Ascomycota; Eurotiomycetes; Eurotiales; Aspergillaceae. The transcript is spliced from 3 exons. The coding region runs from base 278 to 1750 and encodes 490 amino acids. The record is from RefSeq and is a predicted model, not a curated record.
UGUUUUAUGAAUGGUUGAUUCCUUCCGACUCAAAGUUACCAUCACUUUAACCCGAUCUCCGAAUCUGGACCAUAGCUUGGUCUCUUUUAAUCAAUAUAUCACCCUGCUUCUUGAUCUGCAGCACGCUUUUUACUCUUACAUGUCCAUCACAUUUCUGAAAUUAUCAUAACGUCAAGAAUCUAAAGUGAAGUACACAAAGGAAUACUUGUGAUAAUACAACGAGAGAGAGGAAAAAAGGCCCGAAGGGGGAUCUACAGCCCUAAUCCCCAUUCUUGCUAUGGGGAACUUUCUAUCAGCCCCGGUCGAAGAGCGCCGUCGCUCAAUACGAAUAUCCAAACCACUCACGAAUCCAUUCACGCAAUGCAUGCAAAAUACAGGGUCUGAAGACAUCCUUCCAAUGAUGUUGAAGUCGACAACUACCACUGCCAAUUUCCGGGCAUCAGUCACGCCUCCGAAUGUCUCCCCUAGCCUUCAUGAUCCUCAAUUCAAAGUUCAGUUUCGUCCUUCAGAGAACAGGUCGGAAGAUGCAGAUAGUCCGGUCGAGGAAAAAUCUCCCCUGGAAGCAAUCCACGAGAGGGUUGGUGAUAUCCCCUCUUUCAGCUCUCGCGUUUGCAAACCUUCAAGCCGGCGAAGCUCUUUCCAAGCAUCUUCCUCACGGAGCUCGUCAAUUUCAAUAGACUACCAGAGGCCAAAGAGAUCACUUUCAACUCGAUCAACUUCACACAUGGUUAAUGCAGUCUUGCAUGAGAGCGAGCUAGAGCACGCCACAUCUUCAAACACUUAUUUCAUGGUCGACAAUCAGCGGUUUUCUUUGACGAGACGGAGGUCGCUCCUUACUCGGCCUAGUACCGGGCCGAGGAGACCAAGGGACAGAUUACGCAGAGCGUAUUCUUCAGCUGAUCAUGAACUAGAAUCCCCAAGCGAAUCUCCUAUUGAGGCGUUCGAUACUUCGCAGUGGCCGCUUCUGAGUCCUAGGGAUGCUGAUUUGAGGUAUACGUUCUCGACUCCACGCUCGACACGGCCUUCAACUCCAACCGAGUUCGAGUAUACCCAUUUAGGACAACUCAAGCUGGGGUCUCUGCGGGUCGUCAAUGUUUCUACCUCGCCAUGCUCCAGUGAUCGCACUCUCAUGACCAAGUCUGAUGGUAAAGGUGUUCUAAAGGCGAAAAAGGACUCAGACGGACGGCAAGGAGUAGGAAAUUAUAAAGAACAGAAUGUCGAUUUCAGACACAUCAAAGUUUCUGCACCUACGUUACAGAUCCCUGAUGCAGCUUGCAAGGACCGAGAAGUCGACGGGUUCCCUGGGAGCCCCUUUUCGUUUGAUAAAUCGCCCAUUGUUCCAGUUACCCUGUCCUGUAUAUCGCCCUGCAGUAGUGAACCUGAAGAUGAGGGAAUUCACGUGCCCAACAGCAGACACUCACUUGAUACAAUUAGUGAGAGCCAUACCAAAAGCGAGUCAAGUGAUGGUGUGCCGGAAGCUCCACGGUCGCCUGACAAGGUCGAUAGUGGCUACAGCUCAGCAAACUCGGUCCGCUCCUUAGAGGAGAGCGAUUAUCAGAGUACUGCCGAAUUUCCUUUUUCCAAUCAAGAUGCCUCCCAGGAAUUGGAGGCACCACCCGAAGACCCUCCCGGGGAAACACAGGAGAGUUGCACUGCUCAGAUGGGCACUUGCAUACCUCAGAAUUCUACAUUCUGGGAAUCACCCCUGGCACGGAUUGAAAGUCUAUGCAUUGCGGACGUUGCAUUAUAAAAUGGGUUGCGCUCAUGGAAGAGUCGCGGGAGAAACGGUGUCAUUUGGCUUCUUAGGUCUACAAAGUCCGCAAAAAAGUGUUUUGAAUUAUGAUGUAUACACGAUCCUUUCAUAAUUGGUCUCAAAAAAAAACGAACAUGACAUAUAGAUAUAAAUGGAAAUCUUAAGACAUUCAGCUUGCUGAAUAGU